Messenger RNA from Neoarius graeffei (lesser salmon catfish), 2554 nucleotides. It is a transcript of the gene inpp5ka, whose product is annotated as inositol polyphosphate-5-phosphatase Ka. Gene Ontology annotation, biological process: negative regulation of phosphatidylinositol 3-kinase/protein kinase B signal transduction; phosphatidylinositol dephosphorylation; negative regulation of insulin receptor signaling pathway. The transcript has 14 exons. Gene Ontology annotation, molecular function: inositol bisphosphate phosphatase activity; phosphatidylinositol-3,4,5-trisphosphate 5-phosphatase activity; phosphatidylinositol-4,5-bisphosphate 5-phosphatase activity. The coding region runs from base 206 to 1711 and encodes 501 amino acids. The record is from RefSeq and is a predicted model, not a curated record. Lineage: Eukaryota; Metazoa; Chordata; Actinopteri; Siluriformes; Ariidae. Gene Ontology annotation, cellular component: plasma membrane; ruffle; cytoplasm.
CUUUGGUAAACACAGUGCACUAGAUAGGCUGUAGAGUCCGUGAGGUUCUGUCCACUCUAGUGCCUGUGUCUAGGGAGCAGCGCGCGGUUCCGGAGUGAGCCGGUAGAGUCCGGGUGUAAAGAGUGAGGAAGUGGGCGAUGCGGUUGAAUAGUUUACUCCGGUCCUAAAUCAGUCCAGUCGGACCUGCAGGCUGUGGCGGGACUGCAUGCGGAAUUAUUUUGGAGUUUACGGUGAUGAGAUGGAGCAGGAAACUUUAAAAGCUCUGAACUCUCUCACUCUGGAGCAGAAGAGGCACAACAUCGAUGCUUUCAGGCUCUUCAUGGUCACAUGGAAUGUGGCUACAGCAGAGCCUCCUGAUGACCUCACGUCCCUACUGCAUCUUAAUUCCCCGAACAAACCAGACCUCUAUGUCAUCGGUUUACAGGAAGUGAGAGCGGCACCUCUGAAGUUCGUCUCAGAUCUGGCUUUUGGGGAUUCAUGGAGUUGCUUGUUCAUGAACACGUUGACUCCUCUGGGCUAUAUUAAAGUGUCCUCUGUGAGGAUGCAGGGUCUGUUGCUGGUGCUCUUUUCUCAGUUAGAGCACGUCCCAUUUAUCAGAGACAUCCGGACCACAUACACUCGCACUGGGAUCUAUGGGUAUUGGGGUAAUAAAGGAGGGGUGAGCAUCCGUCUCUCCUUCUACGGUCAUUCGUUCUGCUUCCUCAACUGUCACCUGGCCGCCCACAUCCAUUACGCCUCUGAAAGAGUGGAGGAAUUUGAGCACAUCCUCAACUCCCAGACUUUUGAUGGCAAAAACACUCCAUCUGUUUUAGACCACAAGCUCGUCUUCUGGUUCGGAGACUUGAAUUUUCGUAUUGAAGACCAUGGCAUGCACUUCAUUCGCAACUGCAUCAACAGCAAGAAUUUCAACCUGCUUUGGCCAAAAGACCAGCUGAUUAUGAUGAAGAAGAAGAUUCCCAGACUGCAGCAGUUUGAAGAAGGACCUCUUGAUUUUCAGCCGACCUACAAAUUCGACUUGAACUCGGAUAAAUAUGACUCGAGGCUACAGACGGCUUGGUUUGGCAUUAUCGGGAAGAAACGGAAACCUGCGUGGUGCGAUCGGAUCCUGUGGCGGAUGAAUCCCAAACCUCCACCUGAGAAUCCAGAUAAAGAGCAUGAUGAUGAUGAUGAAGAUGAAGAGCAGAAGCAGCUCGACAAGCCGUUUGAUGAAUUUCCUCUCAAAGUCGUGCAGGACACUUACACCAGCAGCAUGGAGUACAGCGUCAGUGACCAUAAACCCGUCAUGGGCAUCUUCACACUGGAGCUGAGGAAGAUUUACGACACUCCACUUGUGCGCGUGUGUGCUGAGGGUGAAUGGAGCGCAGACAUAGAUGCUGUGGUGACUUACAGCCUGCUGGACCAGUUUCCAUCCAGCGCCUGGGACUGGAUUGGUCUUUAUCAGGUUGGAUUCCAGAGCAUUUCUGACUACAUCACCUAUACCUGGGUAAAAGAUGACCAGGUGGCCGUCAAUAAUGAACUCAUGAAGGUUUAUGUGAGCAAGGAGGAGAUCCCAGUUCUCGGUGGGGAAUGUGUCCUGUGCUACUACAGCAGUAACCUGCAGUGCAUUGUGGGUAUGAGUGAACCUUUUAGAGUUCACGAGUCACAGGCAGCGAUUGAAGAAGGCUUUUUACUUGAGAAUAUUAACAGAUUCGACCAGGCUCUGGCCAGUUAGGACCCCAAGAAGGAGCCAUUUUGAGGCUGAUCAGUGUUCGAUGCUCUUCCUGCUUCGUAAAAAAAAAAAACACCCUGAAGAAUUUAUUAAGCAAGUGCAAUUGUAUCUGAAAAAAAAAACGUUUUAUUUUAUAAUUGAUCUUAAGGUGUUCUCCAUUCUUCUUUUGAUCAUUGCUCUUUUCGUGUCUUAAUUUUUGACCAUCUGCUGCCUUUUUCCUACUGAUAUUUGUUGCCCUGUAAUUAUUUUAACUAUAAGCCUUAACUAUGAAAAAUUUCUAUAAACCUUGUACACAGAGUUUAAACGAAAACUUUAAUGGAGAAAAUUUCUGUGCGGUACAUUUUGUAAUUAUAGUUUUAUCGUCAUUGUAAGUUUUUAACCUGAAAAAAAAAUCUGCUUUUUCUUUCCCCCCAGCUCCAUUCUAUCGAUAUAUUGUAAUCAGUGCUAUCAGUUUUUUAUUAUUAGUUUUUCAUGUUUAUUUAAAAUCUGCUUUCGAAUGUAAUGUAGAAAAAUAUCAUUUUGCACUAAUUCCUUUCACACAAAAUGUGUAGUUUGUACAAUGCACAGUGUUACAUGUUUAUCCUGUUCGUGUUACUGGAUAAGAAUUGAAUUAUUUUUACUUGUAUUACUUUUAUUUCUGUGUUUGAGUUUGUUUUGUCAUGCCAGCUGUGUCUCGAUUGUUGCACAUGUUUAGUUUACAUAAUAUGUAGAGUUAUUUUAUUAUAUGACAACGUUUAUUUGUUGACAGUUGUAUUUCUGAUUUAUAUUUAUGGAUAAAAAAGAUAUAAAGUAUAACUCACAUUUCUUUAGCUGUAUAAACUACUUUUUUUUUUUAUAAAUCUGUAA